GAUAAGAUACAAUUCGAUUACUGUUUCCAUUAUAGUAUUAUGAAUAAUAAGGAUUUUUUAAAUGACUGAAUUUAAAAUUUUUUGUUGAAGAAUUUUGUUUAAGAAUAAACCGAAAAUGGGUAAAGGUCGUGCAGAGCCUGGAACCCCCAAGUAUAUAGCUAAUAAAAUUAAAUCUAAAGGAUUGCAAAAGCUGAGAUGGUAUUGUCAAAUGUGUAACAAACAAUGCAGAGAUGAAAAUGGUUUCAAAUGUCAUACUAUGUCUGAAUCACAUCAAAGACAACUAUUGUUAUUUGCUGAUAAUGCCGGUCGAUAUCUUAGUGAGUUCAGUUAUGAGUUUUCAAAAUCCUUUCUUUUUUUGUUGAAACGACAAUUUGGAACAAAAAGAGUUAAGGCUAAUAAAGUUUAUCAGGAAUACAUUUCAGAUAGAAAUCAUUUGCAUAUGAAUGCUACUCAGUGGACAACAUUAACUGGAUUCGUUAAAUGGCUUGGAAAAACUGGAAAAUGUGUUGUGGAUGAAACUGAUGAAGGUUGGUUUAUAACUUAUAUUGAUCGCGAUCCAGCCACCAUUGAACUAGAAGAGAAAAUGAGAAGAAAAGAGAAAGCAGAAAAAGAUGAAAAAGAAAGAGAAAUGGAAUUUAUUGAGCGACAAAUUAGAGAAGGUCAAAAAAAAGAAUCACUAGAUCAGCUUGAAAUGCAACCCAAAGAACUCAUAAGAGAAGAAGAUUCUAAAUUAUCAUUAAAUUUAAAAAUAGAUACUUUCAAGAAACCCACUAUAGUUCCAAUAAAGAAUGUUUUGAGUACAGCAGGUUCAGAACGUAUGUCUAUUAUUUCAAAAUCAAGUAGUAGAAAAUCUGAAAAAAGGAAACCAUCUGCAUUAGAAGAAAUUAUUCAGCAAGAGACAAAAAAAAAAAAUUAUAUGAGAAAAGAUUAUUGGCUGAUAGAAAAUAUUGUAGUGAAGGUUAUUACAAAAACCUUAGGGUUAGAUUAUCUGGGAAAAAAAGGGGUCGUUAUAAAAGUAAUUGAUAAAUAUGGAUGUAUGGUAAAAUUAUUUGAACCAAAAGUUAAACUCAAGCUAGAUCAAAAUCACGUGGAAACAGUAAUUCCUAAUGUUGGUGGUAAAGUAAUGAUAGUAAAUGGUGUUCAUGUUGGAAGAGAAGCUGAGUUAUUAAAAAUUGAUCAAGAUAAUUUUUGUGUUGAUGUAAAAUUAAAAACUGGACCAGCUAUUGGAAAAGUUAUUUCAACAUUACCUUUUGAAGAUAUAUGCAAAUUACACAUAAAUAAUAGUUAAUUUAAAGUUUAGGUUUAGACUUGUAAUAUGUAAAUAAUGUGCAAAUGUAUAUUAAAACUAAUAAAUAUGUUAUACAGUCUUA
This is a messenger RNA of Daktulosphaira vitifoliae (grape phylloxera), 1370 nucleotides long. It is a transcript of the gene kin17, whose product is annotated as DNA/RNA-binding protein KIN17. The record is from RefSeq and is a predicted model, not a curated record. Gene Ontology annotation, molecular function: double-stranded DNA binding. Gene Ontology annotation, biological process: DNA replication; DNA damage response. The transcript has 2 exons. NCBI's taxonomy places the organism in Eukaryota, Metazoa, Arthropoda, Insecta, Hemiptera, Phylloxeridae. Gene Ontology annotation, cellular component: nucleus. The coding region runs from base 116 to 1288 and encodes 390 amino acids.